Messenger RNA from Melampsora larici-populina 98AG31, 2273 nucleotides. RefSeq lists its product as uncharacterized. Gene Ontology annotation, biological process: regulation of signal transduction; G protein-coupled receptor signaling pathway; protein phosphorylation. Lineage: Eukaryota; Fungi; Basidiomycota; Pucciniomycetes; Pucciniales; Melampsoraceae. Gene Ontology annotation, molecular function: ATP binding; G protein-coupled receptor kinase activity; G protein-coupled receptor binding. The transcript is spliced from 5 exons. The record is from RefSeq and is a predicted model, not a curated record. The coding region runs from base 320 to 1657 and encodes 445 amino acids.
GUCAAUUUCAAUUUCAAGAAACAACAACAACAACAAAUCAAUUUCAAUCCAUCAUCAGUCAAAUUAUACAUACUUGAUUGGUUAAUGAAAAUUUAAUUUAACUUGCUAAUCAAACUUAUACUCAAGCUCAACUCUUUCUCUUAACAUCAAAGCUAAUCAUCAUUUAUCAACUACAAUCAUAAUCAAUUCCAUCUUCUCUUUUUCUUUAUCAUCAUCAUCAUCAUAUCUUAAUCCUCUCUUUCUUUUAGAUCUCAUUAAUCAUUUCUUUCAUUUUUUUAUAUCAUUUCAAAUUCACAUUCAAAUUCAAUCAACAGAUGAAAUGGGUGCAUUUUGUUGUAAACCGGAGGAAAUCGAUUUUGAUGGUCCGGUAGAUCUUUGGCAUUUUUACCUUCUAAGGUCGGUUGGAAAAGGUGCAUUUGGAAAAGUUCGAGUCGUUCAACAUAAACAAACCAAAGCAUUAUACGCCUUAAAAUAUAUAAACAAACAACGAAUCGUUUCACAACGAGCGGUUUCUAAUAUCAUUCAAGAACGUAGAUUGUUAGAAGAGAUCGAUUCACCGUUUGUUUGUAAUCUACGUUAUGCAUUUCAAGAUGAUGAGAAUCUGUUUAUGGUCCUGGAUCUUAUGUUAGGUGGUGAUUUAAGAUUUCAUUUGGAUCGUGCUGGUUUUUUGAAAGAAGAGGUGGUGAAGUUUUAUGUUUGUGAAAUGGCUUUGGCUCUUGAUUAUUUACAUUCAAAGGGGAUCGUACAUCGUGAUCUUAAACCCGAUAACAUUCUUCUUGACGAACGGGGUCAUGCACAUCUAACUGAUUUCAAUAUCGCUGUCCAUUUCUCUGAACGACGUCCACUGACCUCAGUAGCCGGUUCAAUGGCAUACAUGGCACCUGAAAUCUUAGCUAAACGUGGUUAUACCUCUACCAUAGAUUGGUGGUCACUUGGAGUGGUGACCUUUGAACUUUUGUUUGGUAAACGACCUUUCAGAGGUAAAACCAAUUCGACUCUGACGACGGCGAUUUCAAGAGAAGAACCUAGAUUUCCAGAAAGUUUGCCUCAAGUGAUUGGACCUGAAGCUUUGAAUUUCUUGGAAAAGAUCUUGGUUCGAGAUAUUUAUAAACGAUUAGGAUGUAAGAGUAAUGGAGGUAUGGAAAAGUUUAAAUCACAUGAUUGGUUUAGAGGAUUAGAUUGGGAUGCGAUCAAUUCACUUCAAGUGACUCCACCUUUUGAACCUGAUCCUAAAAAAGCAAACUUUGAUGCAACACAUGAACUUGAAGAACUUUUAUUAGAAGAUAAUCCAUUGAAAGCGAAAAAACGAAAUCCGAAUUUGAAUAUUGAUAAUCUAGCAGCUGAUUUUAGAGUGAUGGAAGAAAACUUUUUGGUUUAUGAUCAUAGUAAGAUGUCAAGAAAAUCAUGGUUUGUAGAUCCAUAUCAAUCGGCUAAACCUUCACCUAAUCCUAAUUUGAUUGGAACACCUGAAGGGAAGAUCUUGAUGGCAGAACAACCUUUGGCAGAAGUGAAGACGGUGGAUUUGAGUGUUGAGGGUCUUUCGAGAUGUAAUACUCCUAGGGUUGAAGCUUGGAGACUUCAACAUCAUCAUCAAGCACCGAUUGAAUCGGAUUCACUUCAACCUAAUCUUUCGGAACCUAUGAUCUCUUCAAAUUGAAAACUUGUUGAACUGUUCUUGUGAUGUGUGUGUGUGUGUGUUGGGUUACCAAAUCUUUAAUUAUUCUUUCACUCUUUUUUUUCUUUUCUUUUUCUUUUGGUAUGAUGAGUUGUUGAAUCUAUUUUGGAUUUGUUUUUGUCUCUCACUUUUUUUUUGAUUCUGUGUGAUUUUGUGUAAGUUUGUGUGUGUGGGUGUGUGGAUGUUAUGGGGUUUUUGUGAUCUUUUUAUUUUUUCUUACUUUACAAGAAAAAUCAAACGGUUUUAAGAUUAAUUCAAAUAUUUUGGAAUUUUUCUUCACUUUCAUUUUUUGUUUUCUUACCUGAACUUUUUUUUUCAAUUUUUCUUCAAUUUUUAUGGUGUGUAUGAAUAUAUAUUUAUAUAUAUGUUUCAUUGAUUGUGUAAAUAAGUGUUUUUCAUUUGGACUUGUUUUUUUUUGUUUGGUUUUGUUUGGUUAAGAUUAAGUUGAUUUUUUUUUCUUGGAAUUCUUACUUUUUCUUUUUCCUUUUUCUUUUUUUUCUAUUUAAUCUUUUUUUUCUCCUUUUUCUUUUUUUUUGAUGCAUUGUUCUUUUGUUUUUUUUUUCCAAAAAGAAAAAGGGAAAGUUUGAAAAUUUAUAUG